AUGUACCUGCUGGGCGCGUACCUGCCGGACCACAAGCUGGUGCGCAUUGCGCUCACGACCUUUUACGGCAUCUCGUAUGAUACCGCGGCGCGGAUUUGCGCGCGGAUUGGUGUGCACGAGCGCGCGACGGUCACGUCGCUGACUGAGGCGCAGAUCACCGACUUGUCGGCCUACCUCUCUUCGCCCGGCCUGAUUCCCGCGCGUGGCCCCUCGCCGACGCGCGCGGCGGUCGCAGGGAAGGAGGCAAAAGCGCCCGAGGUGGCGACGCCCCCUCCGUCGCAGCGUGCACAGGCGUCGAGCGACCCGCUGCGCUCGAUCAUGAUCGAAGGCGACCUUCGCCGUGAGAUGCUGGGAAAUAUCGCGCACCACCGCGCCAUUGGCACGUACAAGGGCCGGCGGCAUGCGAACGGCUAUCCCGUGCGCGGCCAGCGCACGCAGCGGAACGGCCUCACGGCCCGCCGCCUAAACCGCCUCGAGCGCCGGCAGCUGUCGACGGCCGCGGGCGGUGCGGCUGUGCCGUCGCUCACCGAGCUCCUUGCGCCGCUGGCGCGCCUGCGUUUUGUAGCAUGA
Malassezia japonica is the source of this 570-nucleotide messenger RNA. RefSeq lists its product as uncharacterized. The coding region runs from base 1 to 570 and encodes 189 amino acids. Gene Ontology annotation, cellular component: ribosome; small ribosomal subunit; mitochondrion. The transcript has 2 exons. Gene Ontology annotation, biological process: translation. Lineage: Eukaryota; Fungi; Basidiomycota; Malasseziomycetes; Malasseziales; Malasseziaceae. Gene Ontology annotation, molecular function: RNA binding; structural constituent of ribosome. The record is from RefSeq and is a predicted model, not a curated record.